CAACUCUUGUCGCAUAAGAUACGGACACAGGAUGGCGUGUUCGUAGUGAGCAAACAAUGAUAUGAGCACUACCUUCACCAUCCUAUUACCAGGUAAUACAGAAAGGUUGAAGCUAUUGCUGUUGCUUAUUACCUGUACUCUAUUGCAGACAGAGCGGGAGCCAUCGCGGCGCAGAGAGACAGGAUAGAAGGACAAUGACAUCGACUUGACAAUGCUGCUUCAUUCACAACGACCUCCAGUCAUCUCAUAACUUUCCUCGAAAAAAUCACCUCUCCUAUUCUCCGAGAACAUGCCUGCUCGCAUAGAGACCGAGACGUCUCAAGCCGAUCCAACUGGCACUCUUCUGGCGAAACUCGAUCAGCCUACAUUUGAUGCAGUCGAUUUCCUGAAUCACAGCCUCCCCGUCCUUAACAUCUCGUCCCACUCGCAGGCUCAGAAGACAGCCAAGUCCACCCAGAUUCAAAGUGCCUCAGCUGACGCACUGUCGCUACUGUCGUCUAUGAAUACUGUGAACAUUCGCGCCUCCUCCGACUUGACCUCUCUCACGGACGAGAUCAUUCGCAGUGGGAAUCGACUGGCCUACGAGGUGGAAGUCCUUCGUGGGGACGUUAACGGCCUCCAUGAGCUCCUAACGGACUCUCUGCGAGAGGACAUCAGACAAUUUGUUCGGACCACGACGAAUACACAGGAUCCGGCGGCGGACAGAAACGAUCAGACAGAGAAAGAGGAACCAGAGUUUAUGUCACAGCUGCGCUUACUGGGCAAGGUCAAAACACGUCUGGAAGCCGUCGUCAGCAUUUUUGGCGAAGCCAUGAAGUGGCCAGUACCUCCCUCAGAGCUCUCGGUGGCUUCCUCACUGAUAUCGGUCUCUGCACCCGAAUUGGGCAUUCAGAGCACGGAGGCCGAUGAGAAGGCGUGGGAAGUUCUUAAGGGGAUCCGCGCGGAUCUUAACGAAAUACUCAAUGCUGAUGGGGGAAGCUAUACAAGCCUCGAGGCUGCAGCGCAGAGAGUGGAAGAAUUGAGGCAACUGGCCCUGGUAUGGAAAGGCACCGGCGAAGAGAAAGUACGAACAAAGUUUGUCGAUACAUUAGCAAAGUCGGUGGAAGACAGGAGGAAAACACUAGACAGUCGUGGGCUGUCCCGAACUGCACGAACAGAUGGCCUACCUCGACCAAAUUCAGCCAUGGGCAGAAAUACCAAGGGGUCGAAUGAAGGUGGUGCGGCCGGGUUGUUCAGGAAUUUGCAGCGCUUGAAGGAUGACUUGUAUCUAGAAUAA
Messenger RNA from Exophiala oligosperma, 1276 nucleotides. RefSeq lists its product as uncharacterized. Bases 290 to 1276 code for a protein of 328 amino acids. Lineage: Eukaryota; Fungi; Ascomycota; Eurotiomycetes; Chaetothyriales; Herpotrichiellaceae. The record is from RefSeq and is a predicted model, not a curated record. The transcript has a single exon.